Molecule: messenger RNA, 2088 nt
Organism: Pectinophora gossypiella (pink bollworm)
Lineage: Eukaryota; Metazoa; Arthropoda; Insecta; Lepidoptera; Gelechiidae
Product: alanine aminotransferase 1-like
Exons: 10
Coding region: 507-2054 (515 amino acids)
Biological process (GO): biosynthetic process
Molecular function (GO): L-alanine:2-oxoglutarate transaminase activity; pyridoxal phosphate binding
Source: RefSeq, a predicted model, not a curated record
UUGCCAAAGGCCACGGAAAGACUUCGUUCUUCCUGGAUCAAGUGGGGCGAAAUACUAUCUCUCCCCAGUUAGUCCCUGAUUGACCAGGAACAGUGAGGUCGGGUGCUACGAGUGAAUUCGCAGAAUGACUCCUUUUACAAGAGAACAGUCGUAAGUGUGGGGUUUACUUGUCAUUCCAUUCUUUUACUCCGCGUAAGUGAAAAUACUUUUAUCCUGAAGUAGUUUUAUAUUCUCCUUGUUGCUCAGCGGUUAAUAAUGCCAUAAACUACAAAACUUCUCUUUGAAUUAUAAAGUUAAGUCGUUGAAGCAUCAUCGCAGCAACUAUAUUAUUAUUUAUUUAUUCACAAUCGGCGUAGUGUUAACAAAAGGGGGGAACGAUCAAUUGAGCUCAUUUUCGCGGUAGGUCAUGUAGUUUUUUGGUUGAAUUUUAGCUAUGUAUGUGAGGUUUGGGGAGACGACGUUUAAAGUUUCUUAGAUAAAUAUACCUACCGGGAGGAGGAUCCGUCAUGUCGCAAAUGAAGAUAAGAGCGGCAAGUGCCAGUCAGUUGUGGAGAGGAGCAUCAGCGAGGUGCGCAGAGGAGACGCGCGUGUGGAAGCGAAGCGGCGUACGUGCACGCUCUAAUAAGGCGCUUACCUUGAACACUUUGAACCCCAACAUCGUCAAGCUGAAAUGUGCUGACCGAGGGCCUCUUGUUGAGCGAGCUGAGGUCUUAGAGAAAGAACUUGCCAUGGGUGCGCUGAAGCCGUUUAAGCAUGUGAUCAAGGCCAACAUUGGAGACGGACACGCGUUAGGCCAGCGGCCCAUCACGUAUCUCAGACAGGUGGUAGCGUGCGUAGCGUUCCCAGACUUGCUUACGAAGAGUCACAUCCCUGCCGACGUGAAGGAGCGCGCACAGCUUCUCCUCGAUUCCUGCGGCGGCAAAUCAAUGGGUUCAUACUCGGCGUCGCACGGGCUCGAAGUGAUUCGCCGCCACGUGGCGGAUUACAUCGAGGCCCGUGACAGCUGCCCCGCCGACUGGCGCAACGUGUGCCUCUCCGCUGGCGCCUCGCGAGCCAUCAAGCUGUGUCUGUCUAUGUUCUGUAACGACCUCGACGGGAAACCUUCCGGCGUGCUGGUACCGGUACCUCAGUACCCGAUGUACUCGGCCGCGCUGGCGGAGUUCGGGCUGGUGCAGGUGGACUACUUCCUCGACGAGGAGCGCAACUGGGGGCUGAAGGUGCCCGAGUUGCAGCGAGCCGUCGAGGAGGCCAGCAAGCGCUGCAACGUCCGGGCCAUCGUCGUCAUCAACCCCGGCAACCCUACUGGGCAGGUUUUGACGUAUGAGACCAUCAAGCGCGUCAUUCAUUUCUGCCGCGAGCACGGCCUGUUCAUCUUUGCAGACGAGGUGCACCAAGACAAUGUGUACGCGCCGGGAUGCAGGUUCCACUCCUUCAAGAAGGUACUCACGGAGAUGGGUUGCGAAUACAAGGAUCAGGAGUUGGCGUCAUUCAACUCUAUAUCGAAGGGCUACGUGUGCGAGGGCGGGCUCCGCGGCGGGUGGGUGGAACUGUGCAACGUGGACCCGGAGGUGCGGGCCAACCUGGACAAGGCCAUCAGCGUGUCGGUGUGCCCCACCACGCUGGGCCAGACUGCCGUCGACUGCGUGGUGAAGCCCCCGAUGCCUGGUGAGCCGUCGUACUGCAAGUGGAUCUUCGAGAAGAUAGCUGUGCAGGAAUCGUUGAAACAGAAAGCGCACAUGAUCGCCAGCACAUUCAACUCCAUGCCGGGGUUCCAGUGCAACAUUGUGCAGGGUGCGCUGUACGCGUUCCCAAGAAUCGUUCUCCCGCCGCGCGCCGUCGACGCAGCCGUGGAGGCCGGUAUGACACCAGACGUCUUCUACGCCUGCAAACUGCUGGAAGAGGCUGGUGUCUGUGUAAUGCCGGGGUCCGGGUUCGGUCAACGUCCAGACACGUACCACUUCCGGACCACCAUUCUGCCGCAACACCAACUGCUCAUGGAGAUGCUCGAUGUCUUCAGGAAAUUCCACAACAAAUUCAUAAAGGAAUACUGUUAAGACACCCGUCGUCAUAAUAAAUUAUUGGUUUUUU